GUUGGGAGGAGUCAGAGGCGAGCCUUAGCAGCUGUACCCGCCAGCCCCAGGCUGGUCAGUGCUGCCCUGCCUUUCGUGCCGCGUGUCGCUUCAGCCCAGAGCCAGAGGGCUGUGUCCUCCACCGGUGGCCCCGGCGGACACAUGCGUUCCCAUGCGUUCCCGUCCCCAGCCCAGCCCGUCUCUGCUUUUCCACUUCCACCUGCGUGUGGGUUUGCGCCUUGUCAUCGGUCGUGUGAGUGUCGCAGACCUUUCCAGAGCUCCAGCUCACUCCUUCCAAACAGGCCUCCCUGUCAGUGGCACUGCACACCUAGAACCUUCAGUUUCCAUGACGGUUGGUUUAGUCCUUUUGAACCACCCCCAAGAACUCAAUAUGGUAAGCAAACGGUAAAAGCUCCCGACUGUUCUACUUUGGGUCUGCGCAAAGCCCGUUCAUAUGUGAUCUCUGCGUCGCCCUUCUCAGUGGUCCCAGGCGAUCCAGCCAUGCCCCCCGCCCCUCUGCCCACAUGCUUCAGGGGCCCAACCUUUCAGGCUUGCCCUCACCAGCGGCCAUCAGCCGACACUCAGGGAUGCAGCAAACACCACUCCACCAGUGCUUUCAGCAGGAAGAGCCGAGGCUGCCUGGGAGGCCCUGGGCGAUGGGAAAAGGGCUCUCUCAAAUUCUGAAAAGAGAAUCUGCCCCCCAGAUCGAAUUCCGACCCCUAACUUGUUCGGCCAUAUGGGUCGAAUUCAGAUUAGGUGGGUCACCCAAUCUGAGAUGUCAGGAAAGGCCUUCUGCAGAGAAAAUGUCUCCCCCACCCCGCCAUCUGCAGCCAGGUGUGUGCCGCACGGCAGCCUUCCCAAAACACAGUAUGGAUUUUAAAAAUUUGUUUAUUUUUGUUUCUCAACCACUUUAUAAUGUAUUUUUAAUUUAUUUUGUAACGUCUUGUUUUUAAGUAUUGCUGCUAUCCUUCCCACUGUUUUUAUCGCUGAUUUAUUUUGUGAAAGUUGUACACUAAUGUUCUGUUUUAUGUCAAAAUCAAAAGUAUUUAAUGAUAUACUAGUUCUAUUUAAUGUGGUUAUGGAACCAGCUGGAAACACAAAACAAACAGUGAUUGUACAGCAGGCUGGACCCAGGAGGUCAGGUUCAUUUUGUUACAUAUGCAAUAAACUCACGACUUUACAUUU
Saimiri boliviensis boliviensis (Bolivian squirrel monkey) is the source of this 1164-nucleotide messenger RNA. Lineage: Eukaryota; Metazoa; Chordata; Mammalia; Primates; Cebidae. The record is from RefSeq and is a predicted model, not a curated record.